Molecule: messenger RNA, 1210 nt
Organism: Macrobrachium nipponense
Lineage: Eukaryota; Metazoa; Arthropoda; Malacostraca; Decapoda; Palaemonidae
Exons: 4
Coding region: 11-1210 (399 amino acids)
Source: RefSeq, a predicted model, not a curated record
CUCUGCAGACAUGGCCGCGUGUGCAAGAGCUGCGACUGUCAGUAUCUUUUUAUUCCUGACGAGGGUGCCGCUAGCGACACCUUCCACCACGCCUGCGCCGCGUCUGACGGAAAACGACUGCACUGUGCACACUUUGCCGAUCGAGGUUCUGCAACAGCUGAUGAACAGCGCUGAGGUCAUCCUGAAGAACUCCGACUCAGGAACGGCGGCCCAGCCCGGGACAGGAUCGUCCGACGCUGCUCUAGACGGAUCAGCCACCCACAUCCUCCUGCGCCGAAUGGACAGCGAACUGACGGAGCUGAAGAGAAAACUUCUCAGCUUAGAGGCAGGAAACAGUCCCACCACUUCCCACCAGCAUGAGAUUAACAGUAACGUGGUAAAUCAGGUGCAGCAGCUUCAGGAAGAAACCAAGCAGGUGAAAGAUCAGCUGUCAAAUCAGGUGCAGCAGCUUCAGGAAGAAACCAAGCAGGUGAAAGAUCAGCUGUCAAAUCAGGUGCAGCAGCUUCAGGAAGAAACCAAGCAGGUGAAAGAUCAGCUGUCAAAUCAGGUGCAGCAGCUUCAGGAAGAAACCAAGCAGGUGAAAGAUCAGCUGUCAAAUCAGGUGCAGCAGCUUCAGGAAGAAACCAAAGCAGGUGAAGAUCAGCUGUCAAACAGGUGCAGCAGCUUCAGGAAGAAACCAAGCAGAAAGAUCAGCUGCAAAUCAGGUGCAGCAGCUUCAGGAAGAAACCAAAGAGGUGAAGAACCAGCUGCUGGGUCUGUCUCAGCCAAGGUCUCCCAGGGCCACCCCUCAAAUCCCAGUGGCUACGUCCGGAAGAGGACUGGAAAAACAGAGCGACCUCGAUACCAGGCAAAGGACGCUCGCCUCGUUGACGAAGACUUUGGACGAAGACAUCUCCCGGUUCCCGAUAAGCUUGUGGUCGUGUCUUUUGAUCAACGCCGUCAGUUUGGUACCUCUUCAGGGAGCCUUCCGGUUGCCUGGCGAUACGACGUCGUCUUGCCAAUGCAUAGCGAUGUGUUCUCCUCCCCCUCCUCCUCUUCCUCCUCCUCCUCCUCCUUAUUAGUGACACCUGGGAGGGAGGGUGGCGUUUCCGGUGUGGCCAUGUGUUGUUUUGACGCUGCUCUCAACGCCCGAGUCGCGCCUGCACCUCGACGCUUCCGGCGUCCGGUCACCGGUGUGGCCUUACCCAAUUUAGUCAGCUGGCUUCCGUGA